This is a messenger RNA of Sorghum bicolor (sorghum), 2181 nucleotides long. RefSeq names its product aspartyl protease family protein At5g10770. Gene Ontology annotation, molecular function: aspartic-type endopeptidase activity. Gene Ontology annotation, biological process: proteolysis. Lineage: Eukaryota; Viridiplantae; Streptophyta; Magnoliopsida; Poales; Poaceae. The transcript is spliced from 2 exons. The record is from RefSeq and is a predicted model, not a curated record. The coding region runs from base 419 to 2050 and encodes 543 amino acids.
CAUCCGGCAUCAUGAGCAGGGCAGUAACAGUAGUACACUAGUGCUAGUUAGGAAUGGUCCACGGCAUCCACUGCCUUGGUCCCGGCCAUGUUCCGCGACGGUUCGGUCACGGGAGCAGGUGCGGACGCCGCCCCUGGGGCAUCGCGCACGCUAUGCUACCAUCCUCGCCGCAAGCAAACAACGAGCCACCUCCUCCCCUCCCCGGUCGCCUUUUGUGCGUACCCGUCCGUGAUCGCAGAUAGUCCGCCGCGCUACAGCGGUUACAGUGGUCUCGUGCUCCCUCGUGCAGUCGUGCGAGCACGCAUGCUCGUCCAAAGCAGGGGCCGGGGCUGGGGCCGGGCUAGCUACUGCCACUGGCAGUAGCAGGCAGCAGCGUCCGUCUAUAUACCCCGAUACCCCGUCUCUCUCUCUCUCAUGCAUGCACACUACUCACAUUCCCUUGUCUCUUGCAUUGUCAGAUCCUCCGUGCCAGCUAGCUAGCUUGCAUUGUCAGAUCUAUCUAUCCACCGUACCACACGGUCCACAGCAGCGCGCUAACUUAACAAUGGCGGCCGCCGCUCGCCUUCUUCUUGGCGUCCUUGCGCUUCUCGCCGCCGUGCAAGCGGUCUACGGAAAGAGCGCCGUGCUGUCUCUGCGCGAGUUGGAUGGACGACGGGGUGCCGCUACGGAGACCUGGAGCCGCCGCUACGGCGACGCAAAGCUUGCUGAAAUGCUAGGAGAGCACAAGAAAGCAGGGGCAGCAAGAACAGCGACCACCGUGCUAGAGCUCAAGCGCCACUCCCUCGUUGCCAUCCCUGACGACGAUCCCGCCGCCCACGACCGCUACCUCCGCCGUCUCCUCGCAGCCGACGAAUCGCGUGCCAACUCAUUCCAGCUCCGCAUCCGCAACGACAGGGCAGCGGCAGCGUCCACGCAGUCCGGCUCGGCAGAGGUCCCGCUAACCUCCGGCAUCCGGUUCCAGACGCUCAACUACGUCACCACCAUCGCGCUCGGCGGCGGCAGCUCCGGCUCCCCCGCCGCGAACCUCACCGUCAUCGUGGACACGGGAAGCGACCUCACCUGGGUGCAGUGCAAGCCCUGCUCCGCGUGCUACGCGCAGCGCGACCCGCUCUUCGACCCUGCGGGCUCCGCCACCUACGCCGCGGUCCGGUGCAACGCCUCCGCGUGCGCGGCCUCCCUCAAGGCGGCCACCGGCACGCCGGGCUCCUGCGGGGGAGGCAACGAGAGGUGCUACUACGCGCUGGCCUACGGCGACGGGUCCUUCAGCCGCGGCGUGCUCGCCACGGACACGGUCGCGCUCGGCGGCGCCAGCCUGGACGGGUUCGUGUUCGGGUGCGGGCUCAGCAACCGUGGCCUGUUCGGCGGCACGGCGGGGCUCAUGGGCCUCGGCCGCACCGAGCUGUCGCUAGUCUCCCAGACCGCGUUGCGGUACGGCGGCGUGUUCUCCUACUGCCUGCCGGCGACCACCUCCGGUGACGCUUCGGGCUCGCUCUCCCUGGGCGGAGACGCGUCGUCCUACCGCAACACGACGCCCGUGGCGUACACCCGCAUGAUCGCCGACCCGGCGCAGCCGCCCUUCUACUUCCUCAACGUCACCGGCGCGGCCGUCGGUGGUACCGCCCUCGCGGCGCAGGGGCUCGGCGCCAGCAACGUGCUCAUCGACUCCGGCACGGUGAUCACGCGCCUGGCGCCGUCCGUCUAUCGCGGCGUGCGCGCCGAGUUCACGCGCCAGUUCGCCGCGGCCGGCUACCCGACAGCCCCGGGGUUCUCGAUCCUGGACACGUGCUACGACCUGACGGGGCACGACGAGGUGAAAGUGCCGCUGCUGACGCUGCGGCUGGAGGGCGGAGCAGAGGUGACCGUGGACGCAGCCGGGAUGCUGUUCGUGGUGAGGAAGGACGGCUCACAGGUGUGCCUGGCCAUGGCGAGCCUGUCGUACGAGGACCAGACGCCCAUCAUCGGCAACUACCAGCAAAAGAACAAGAGGGUGGUGUAUGACACGGUGGGGUCUAGGCUAGGCUUCGCCGACGAGGACUGCAACUAUGUAUAGAGAGGGAGGACUGGAGGAGGAUGUGGAGAGGGGAUGAGUGAAAUAUCGGAUGAUGCCUAGUUAUCUGUUGUAUAAGCUAUGUCCACCUAACUACUGAGUGUAGUUUGAUGAAAUUUCAUAGUUUUUAAUAA